AUGCUGUCAACUGUUCUCGUCGCAACGGUGCUUGUUGGCAUCGUCUGCGCACAAAGCCCUUCCGCCGUGGCUCUCACUCCCUCGAACGACUGGUACGGCGUCGACGGCAACUGGUCAACGGUCAAAUUCCAGGUCGGCACGCCUAGGCAGUCUGUUAAUGUUCUUGUGAGCACCUCGCUGUCGGAGUUUUGGGCUGUCGGUGCUGGAGGGUGCCUUGCAAAGGAGCCUCUAUGCAACUCCGCCCGAGGUAAUGUUUUCACCGUCACAGACUCAAAAUCUUGGGAUCCUUUGGGAGGAUGGCAACUUGGUCUGGACUAUCUCGGUUACGGCGGCAACGGCGACUAUGGCCUGGACACCCUCUCGACAACGACGCUCGCGGGGGAUGCGAUUAGUAUGGACAACAUCAUCACAGCUUCGAUCAACAGCACCGACUAUUACCUCGGAUUUCUUGGCCUCGGCAUCACCAAGGGCAGUUUUGGCAAUGAAAUCGCUGAGUCGCCUCUCACGCAGGCCGUCAAGACUUACGGCUGGAUCCCUAGUUACAGCUACGGCUACACCGCCGGUGCUUACUACAAGGGCACUUCCGGCACGCCGUGCUCCGUGACUUUGGGAGGAUACGACUCAAGCCGGUUUGUGCCGCACAACACCGAGUUUUCCCUGGACCCGAGUGAUGGACUUCCUCAUGCGUUGGUUCGGGGGAUUGAGGUGACCGUGGGCGAAGGCAAGGCGGUUCCAGGAGGCUGGGGUUCCCGGACUCAGAUUCUAUCCAACAUGACGACUUCAUUCUCAGCCAUGAUUGAUAGCUCCACUCCCUAUCUCUGGCUCCCGGAUGCCAUUUGCGAUCAAUUUGCCGCUGCCUUCAACUUGACGUACAACAACACUUUCAACCUCUACACAGUCACCAACGAGCAGUAUGCCGCCUUGAAGUCGUCAUCGUACUCGUUCACGUUUUCCUUUAGCAGCCAUGACAACACGGACGACUUUGGACACCCUCUCACAGUCCCAGGCGUAGUCAACAUCACCAUCACAGCUGCGGCUUUCGCGCAGGUCCUGCGCUAUCCUUUCAUGGACGAGGCAAUCAAGUACGGCGAUCCGGCCGUGCCUUACUUCCCACUCCGUCGCGCCUCCAACUUCACCAACACACUCAUCAUCGGCAGAUCCUUCCUUCAAGAGGCGUACCUGAUCACAAAGUAUGACAGUGGCGUUUUCUCUCUCCACCAAGCGGUUUUCCCCGAGGACGCCCAGACACAUCUCAACAUUUCUCAGAUCAAGCAGCCUGACAACAGCCCUUACCCCGGUCCUCCCGCGCAGGCAACCAUUCACGGUCUCUCAACAGCUCAGAUGGGAGGGAUCGCCGCUGGAGUGGUUGCUUCUUGUAUUGUCUUGCUGGUCGCGUGGUACUGCCUCCGCCGAAGGAAGAGGGCAGCUUGUGCGGCGGCGCGGGCGAUGGAAGAGGGCAAAGACACGGCUUCAACCAUCAUGAUGGAGCCGCCUAGGAGUCCUGUGGCAAAGAUGUUCUCCAAGAUGCUGGGCAAGAAGAAGGCAAAGCGAGGCUCCCCGCAAGAAGUCAUGGGUAGCACUUCUCAGCCCAUUGAGGUAGCGGCUGAUGCCAAUCACGCCGUGUACGAACUGCCAGCACCGAUCGCCCCCAUCGAGCUUGACGGAGAUGACGGCAAGUCCUUGCACGAGCCCACAGGAUUUGGAACAAUGGAUACGCAAACCGCGGGCACAUACGAGGCGGCUAGGAGGAACAUUGAGAUUCAGCUACAGGGCCCCGUGCCUGCUUACAGCCCUCCAGAGAACCCAGCAGACUUCCCUCCCCCAGAAAAGUCGAUGCCGGACCUGGAGCCAGUUGCAACCUACAGGCCGGUCGACAUGCACUCGUCAGCCUCUGCGUCAUCUCCCUCAUCUCCCACAUCCCCGACCUCGCCCAUGUCCCCUACGAUGGGCGACAACUAUUCGUCCAAUCAAGGGUCCCUGCCGUCUCCUAUGAGCAGCCCGCAAGGCAACUGGACGAACCGUAUGUCCGAUCUCCCAUCACCCUUGACUGACGGACACACAUAUCCGUCGCCAACCUUCACGGUCAGCAACUACGGGCACACAAUAGCCCGCUCUGUCUCCAUCAACCGUCCUGUCUCCCUCAACAGCGAUCUAUUUGUCCCCAGCCGUUCCAACUCUGCCAACUCCCCCCCAAACUCUGCCGUUCCUCUUCUACCCGUCUCCCCACCAGGGGCCAUCUAUCAAAGAACACCCAUCGAUCCCUCGAACGUGAUUUGCGUUGGGCCUUUGCCAGAGAACGUUUCUCUAUCGGACCCUCAUCCUAUUGCCCCGCUCCCGCUGUGUCCCCAGGGCCGCACCCUCCUCUCGGUUCCCGAUCUCAUAACAGAUCGCCGCUUCUCAACCGACACGCUGGGAAGCAACUUCACCGAGUUUGAGGAGGAGCUCAUGGCGCAGCAAGAGCUGACCAGGCAGGCAAGCGUGCCCGAAACCCAGCAACGGAGCCACAGCGCGGAACCGGACCUGUCGAUGGGCCGACUGGACGGCACCGAAUGGAUCCACGUACCCCAGCCGGCCGAGCGCCGAUACAGCUGGGAAGACUAG
This is a messenger RNA of Colletotrichum chrysophilum, 2601 nucleotides long. RefSeq lists its product as uncharacterized. The transcript is spliced from 3 exons. NCBI's taxonomy places the organism in Eukaryota, Fungi, Ascomycota, Sordariomycetes, Glomerellales, Glomerellaceae. Gene Ontology annotation, biological process: proteolysis. Bases 1 to 2601 code for a protein of 866 amino acids. Gene Ontology annotation, molecular function: aspartic-type endopeptidase activity. The record is from RefSeq and is a predicted model, not a curated record.